UAUAAUCAACAUUAUUAGAUUCUAAUUAAAAAGUUUUCCUAAGUUGUCUGCUUAUUUCCAUAUUUGUGUUUCUUGUGCUUACCUAAUUCGCUCAAGAAUUUUAUUUCAAGUUCGUCGUCUGUUUAUUGUAUUUUUUGUAAGUAGGCGAAUUGAUAUCAAUUGAGACGGCACAUUGAACAGUAUACCAAAAACAAUCCAUAGACAUUCAUAAUGGAGAAACUGGAUAAAAAAAAUAUUAUAGAUGUGAAGCAAGAGUCCCUUGAUUUAAAGUUAGAUAUUGAAAACAAAUUGCAAGGAGCAAAUGUAGAUAUUAAACCUGAUACAAAACAAAAGUUAGAUUACGAGAAAUAUCCAGAAUAUAAAACAGACAGAAAUAUUGAGCAAAAAAAUGAUCUAGAUGGAGCAGAAGCUCUGAAGACUGAGUAUGUUGUUACUGAGAAAAUAGACCAAGAUACAUUUUACGAACAGGAAAAGGAUAAUUUAGAAAAUUUAUAUGAGAGUCAUGAAGUUAAAGAGGGGUUGGUUUUAGGACCCACAGCUGUAGGGACAGCCUCUGGAACUACUGAUUACACAGAUUUUAAAACUGUUUCUGAAUCUGAAGAUGUACUUAAUGAAAAACAAUUAGAUGCAGUUCAAAAUUCUAUUCGCCAGGUAAGAAUAGUAGUAUCCGAUGGAAUAUACUUAUGCGAUAUAUGUAACAAGGCAUUCGUGUCACACAAGACACUAGUAUCUCACAUGUUAAUUCAUAGUAGCCAAAACCCAUGUUCAUUUGAAGUGUGUAAAGAGGACUGUGUAACAAAAUCACAUCUGAAAGAUGAGAAAGAUGAUAUAAAUUUUAACAUUAGUAAUAAGACAUACAAUUGUGAUAAGUGUAAAAAAUGUUAUUCCACAAAAAGAACAUUAACUGCACACAUGCGUGUACACAGCGCAAAGAACAUGUGUGACGUGUGUAAAAAAUGUUUCAAUUCAAAAUCAUAUUUGAGCACUCACAUGCAAAUUCAUACUGGCGAAAGGCGAUACAGUUGUAGCGUAUGUCAAAAACGCUUUUUGACAGGCCCGUCCUUGAGAAUUCACAUGUAUAAUCACACUGACAAUAAACCCUACGGCUGUGACGUGUGUAAAAAAAAAUUCCCUAUAAAAUCAGAAAUAAUAAGACACAUGCGUGUUCAUACUGGUGAAAAGCCUUACAGUUGUGACGAUUGUAGAAAAUGUUUCAGUACAAUAUCAUUCUUGAAGAGACAUAAAAACACUCAUACUGGUGAAAAACCAUAUAAAUGUGACGUGUGUAAAAAGUGUUUCAGUAGUAAUUCGUAUUUGAAAGGUCACAUGCCUAUUCAUACUGCUGAAAAUUUAUACACUUGUGACGUGUGUAAAAAGUGUUUCAGUUCUGAUUUGUAUUUGAGAACACACAAGCUUAUUCACACGGGUGAAAAACCAUAUAGUUGUGAACUGUGCCAAAAACGUUUCUAUACUGGAUCACUUUUGAAAAGUCACAUAUAUAUUCAUACUGGAGGAAAGCCGUAUAGUUACUGUUGUGACUUGUGUAAAAAAUCUUAUGAUAUAAAAUCAAGGCUAAUAAAUCAUAUGCGUAUUCAUACUGGUGAAAAACCAUAUAGAUGUGAUCUGUGUAAAAAAUGUUAUAUUCUACGACAAUCUUUGAAAAGGCACAUGCUUGUUCAUUUUGGUUAUAGGUACAGAUGUGAUGUUUGUAAUAAGAGUUACUCGAGAAAAGAAUCGUUGAAUAUACAUAUGCGUAUUCAUUAUGCUAAAAAUCUAUACACAUGUGAGCAGUGUAAAAAAUGUUUUACAACAGGAGCGGCUUUAAAAAAACAUAUUUUAUUUCAUACUGGUGAAAAGCCCUAUAAUUGUGAUGUGUGUAAGAAAAGUUUCCGUUACAAUUCAAAUUUGCGAAUACAUAUGAAUAUCCAUUCGCGGGAAAAACGGUAUGUUUGUGAUGUAUGUAAAAAAUGUUUUUUUACAAAAUCAUCUAUGAGCUCACACAUUCUCAUUCAUAGUACUAAAAAGAAUUACAUUUGUGAAGUGUGUAAAAAGGGGUUUACGCUACGAUCAGCUUACAACGCGCACAUCUUUAUUCAUACUGGUGCGAAGCCAUACGGUUGUGAUGUUUGUAAAAAAUAUUUUAAUAAGAAUGCGUCGUUGCAAAGACACAAAUUAAUUCAUUUUGGUGAAAAGUAUAGUUGUGACAUAUGUAAAAAGGAUUACUCUAGAAAAGAUAUGUUGAAUAAUCACAUGCGUAUUCAUAUUGACGAAAAUUGUUAUAGUUGUGAUAUUUGUAAAAAACGUUUCAGUACCAAUGCAUAUUUGAAAACUCACAUGUUUAUACAUACUGGUAAGCCGUAUACAUGUGAUGUCUGUCAAAAAUACUUUAUAACAAGGUCUGCUUUGAAAAUUCAUAUAAUUAAACAUACUGAUGAUAAGCCAUAUGGUUGUGACACAUGUAAAAGAUGUUUUGGUGUAAAAUCAGAUUUAAAGAAACACAUGCGUAUUCAUACUGGUGAAAAGCCAUACAGCUGUGAUGUGUGUAAAAAAAGUUAUUCUUUAAGAAACAGCUUAAAAAUACACAUGUUCAAUCAUACUGGCGAUAAGCCAUACUGUUGUGAUUUGUGUAAAAAAUAUUAUGCAACAAAAUCAUUGAUAAAUAAGCAUAUGCGUAGUCAUCUUAGUGAAAAGCCUUACAAAUGUUACGUUUGUACAAAAAGAUUUUCUUCUGGAUCAAGUUUAAAAAAACACGUACAAAUUCAUACUGAUAGAAACCGACAUAGUUGUAAUGUGUGUAAAAAAAGUUUCAGUACAGAUUCGUAUUUGAAAUAUCACAUGCGUAUUCAUACUGCUGAAAGUCCUUACAAUUGCGGGGUGUGUAAAAAAUAUUUUGCUACCAGACAAGCUAUGAGAAUGCACAUGUACAAACAUACUGAUGAUAAGCCAUACGUAUGCGAUGUGUGUGAUAAGAGUUUCACUGUAAUUACGAAUUUGAAAAAUCACAUGCGUACUCAUACUGGUGAAAAACCUUACACAUGUCACGUGUGUAAAAAAAGUUACACAUUAAAAUCAAGUUUGAAAGUGCACAUGUUUGAUCACACUGAUGAUAAACCACACGGUUGUUAUCUGUGUAAAAAAUGUUUUGGCAAUAAAACAUUGUUAAAUAAACACAUGCGCAAUCACACAGAGAAGCCAUAUUGUUGUGAUGUGUGCAAAAGAUGUUACAGCGUCAAAAGUCGCUUUAUAUUGCAUGUGCGUAUGCAUUUGUUAAAAGAUAAGAAGCACUAGUAUAUUAUACAUGCGCAAUCACAUAGAGAAGCCAUAUUGUUGUGAUGUGUGCAAAAGAUGUUACAGCGUCAAAAGUCGCUUUAUAUUGCAUGUGCGUAUGCAUUUGUUAAAAGAUAAGAAGCACUAGUAUAUUAUACAUGCGCAAUCACACAGAGAAGCCAUAUUGUUGUGAUGUGUGCAAAAGAUGUUACAGCGUCAAAAGUCGCUUUAUAUUGCAUGUGCGUAUGCAUUUGUUAAAAGAUAAGAAGCACUAGUAUAUUAUACAUGCGCAAUCACAUAGAGAAGCCAUAUUGUUGUGAUGUGUGCAAAAGAUGUUACAGCGUCAAAAGUCGCUUUAUAUUGCAUGUGCGUAUGCAUUUGUUAAAAGAUAAGAAGCACUAGUAUAUUAUACUUAGCUGUGACUAUAGGCUGGAUUAUGGUGGUGUUUAAUUCAACAAUAUUUAAAUAUUUAUAUCUUUUUUUUUAUCCCCGUUUGUUUAUAUUAAAUAGUGUUAUUGUUUAAUUUAUUAAGAAAAGGGAAAAAAUAUUAUUAUGAUUCAAGCAUCUUAAAGAUUAUAUUCUUUAUUGCACUUGAACAAUAGAUACAACGGUUAGUAUAUCAACUUGUUAGCAAGUAUGGGCUCAUCUCUAAAAGAGAUCUCUUCCAGCCAACCCAGUGUAGUUAGAGAGAGAAAAAAAAUAAUUGGCUAGAUUACCCAUCUAGUGCAGGAAAGGUACAGGUAAAGAUAAUGUAAAUACAACAAAUAUACAUAAAUUGUAAAUAAAUAAAUAUAUAUGUAUGUACAUAUACAUAUGUAUAAGUGCAUAUUGUAGUAUAAAAUCUCGCCGCUGAAUUCUGCAGGCAUAAAACUUUUUAAUGAAAUGGUUUAAAUGAAAGAUGAACGAAAACAUACAAUACAAUGCACCUGAGUUGUCUGCUCUCAGUUAGUCACAACCAGGUUGCUAGUUGACAACUCUUAUUUGCGAGUAUUUUUUUUAGGACAUGGCAGUGAAUUUACAGGGUACAGAGGAAUAACAUCCGAGUUCUCAGGGAUAGCAAUGCAUGGGGGGUAUCAUGGGCGAAACUACACUCUGUUACGUCCAUGGUACUGCUCAUGUCUAUAGGCGACGGUUACCAGUUUCCACCAGGUGGGUGGUCAGCUUGUUUGCUAUUCCAAGUUGCAUAAAAAAGGCAACCCUUAUGUUGUUGUAAAGAAAAAAAAAAGAAUAAAUUUUCGUUUAACGUACAUAGGUUUUAAUAAAAAAAAAAUAAUUCCCUGUAAUUACAACAUAAUCAUUAUCUAAAAUAAAACUUUAAAUACUGGUAACCAUUCUUUCAUAGAAAAAAAAAAAAAACAAAUUCCUAGAAAAAAACUUCCAUUUGGUGUAAAUUUUACUAAAAAAGCAUCGUGAAGUAACCAAAUUUACUAAAAUGGUUAUCUAUUUUCAUUUUCACCUUUCAUCUAUCACUUAAAUUAAUUCUUAUUAAAAAGUUUCAUUUAAAUUCAGCGGCGGAAUCUUAGCCUAUUGUGUUUAUUAAAAAAAAAGUUUGUCACAAUUAUGACCAAGGAUUUCGCAAUAGAAUACAUGGAAUGCAUAAUUCAAAUAGUGUGUUACUCGUUGUAUUUAUGACAUUGCCAAUGCGUUAGAGAGGGAUAGAUAUAUAAAAACGCAUCUGCCUUUUGACUAGCCCGUAGAAGUCAAAUUCAUCAAGAUACAUAUGCCACUUGCUUUUAUUGGCCGUAUAACCCUACCAAAUGCAGAUACAACCUACUUGCAUACUUUCUACAUUAACUGUGUCGAGUAUAUAAUCUAGUAAUGUAAAAUUUGUUAAUGACAAAUAAUUGACAUAUCAAACAUUUUCUAUACACUAGCUCGCUAUGAAUCGAGAAAAAUAGCAACUUAUGGUGUAUCUGUUGUCCUCUUUUUACUAAUUAUAUUUGCAUAAGAAGAAAGGAGGCAACCAUAUGAUUUACAGUUUUUAUUUUAUCAUUCCUUCUAUGUAAUUCCUUGUUCUUAGGUUAUGACCGGAUUAUUUUUUUUAAGAAUUAUUGUUUUGUUUAAUAGGAGAAAAUAUUAUUUCUUUUUUGUACUAUCAUUUUGCUUU
Molecule: messenger RNA, 5374 nt
Organism: Galleria mellonella (greater wax moth)
Lineage: Eukaryota; Metazoa; Arthropoda; Insecta; Lepidoptera; Pyralidae
Product: zinc finger protein 271-like
Exons: 3
Coding region: 211-3288 (1025 amino acids)
Biological process (GO): regulation of transcription by RNA polymerase II
Molecular function (GO): RNA polymerase II cis-regulatory region sequence-specific DNA binding; DNA-binding transcription factor activity
Source: RefSeq, a predicted model, not a curated record